Molecule: messenger RNA, 1942 nt
Organism: Scophthalmus maximus (turbot)
Lineage: Eukaryota; Metazoa; Chordata; Actinopteri; Pleuronectiformes; Scophthalmidae
Gene: colgalt2a
Product: collagen beta(1-O)galactosyltransferase 2a
Exons: 12
Coding region: 107-1834 (575 amino acids)
Molecular function (GO): procollagen galactosyltransferase activity
Source: RefSeq, a predicted model, not a curated record
UGUGUGUGUGUCUGUGUGUUUUAUCAUGUGUGUGUGAGUCUCUCUCUCUCUCACUCAGCUGCACCAGUCGGAGGGCACAGAGACACAUAGGUGCCCUGCUGGAAUAAUGCCUCCUCCUGAUUUAGUGGGACUCCGAUUAUUCAUUGUGAUUCUGGCUGGAAGACUCUUUCUCCUGUCCGCCAGCACAGAAACCCUCCUGAAACCCACAGUGCUGAUCACCAUCCUUGCACGCAACACACAGCACAGCCUCCCUUACUUCUUGGGAUGCAUUGACAGACUGGAUUAUCCAAAGGACCGAAUUGCCAUCUGGGCGUCCUCUGACCACAGUGUGGACAACAGCACAGCCAUGCUUGAGGAGUGGCUCAGAGGAGUCCAGCAGCAGUACCACUCUGUGGAGUGGAGACCAAUGGAGCAACCAAGCUCUUAUGCAGACGAGCAAGGUCUAAAGCACUGGCCCGACUCUCGGUUCAUCCAUGUGAUGAAGUUAAAGCAGGCGGCACUCAGAGCUGCCAGACGACUGUGGACUGACUACAUAUUGUUUGUGGACAGUGACAACUUGCUGACAAACCGCCAUGUGCUCUCUGACAUGAUGGCGGAGAACCGGACGAUUGUUGCACCCAUGUUGGAAUCAAGAAGUCUUUAUUCCAACUUCUGGUGUGGAAUGACUCCGCAGGGCUUCUACAGACGAACCCCAGAAUAUAUUCCCAUUUGUCAGUGGAAGCGGCGCGGCUGCUUUGCCGUCCCCAUGGUGCACUCCACCUACCUGCUGGACCUGAGGCGCAGAGCCAGCCGAGCAUUAUCCUUCCAUCCUCCUCACCCGGAGUACCCUUACCACCUGGACGACAUCAUGACCUUUGCUUUCUCUGCAAAGCAAGCAGGAGUCCAGAUGUACGUGUGCAACCGGGACCGUCAUGGAUAUUUACCGGUGCCUCUCGAGCAAGACCAGACUCUGGAGGAGGAGCAAGAGAGUUUUGCCCACACGCUGACAGAGGCACUGAUUGACUACACCAUGGAGCCUUCACAGUAUGUGCACACUGCACCAAAAGACCCAGGAAAGAUGGGAUUUGAUGAGAUCUUUCUGAUCAACCUGAAGCGCCGCUCAGACCGGCGGGAGAGGAUGUUGAGUUCUCUGGCCGUCCUUGGUAUCAAUGCCUCCUUGACAGAGGCCGUGGACGGCAAAGCACUGAACUCCUCUCAGCUGCAGGCCAUGGGCAUCGACAUGCUGCCUGGGUACAAAGACCCGUAUUCAGACCGCGUGCUGACAAGAGGAGAGAUCGGCUGCUUCCUCAGCCACCACAACAUCUGGAAGCAGGUGGUGCAGCAGAAACUGCGGCAGGUGCUUGUGCUGGAGGAUGACGUGAGAUUUGAGCCCAGAUUUUGCAGCAGGCUGCAAGCCAUCAUGGAGAGCGUGAUGAGGGUGGGACUCGACUGGGAAUUGAUUUAUGUGGGUCGUAAGCGACUGCAAGUGAAGGAGCCAGAGAACUGGGUGAAGGGAGUCCGUAACCUUGUGCACCCAGGAUACUCCUACUGGACCCUGGGUUAUGUCCUGUCCCUGCAGGGGGCCAAAAGGCUCCUGCGGGCAAAACCUCUCCACAAAAUGCUGCCUGUUGAUGAGUUUUUACCGAUCAUGUUCAACAAGCACCCCAAAGACGACUACAUGCAGUAUUUCGGGCACAGGGAGCUGAGAGCGUUUUCGGUGGAGCCUCUGUUGCUCUUCCCCACACAUUUCACCGGAGAGCCCGGCUACUUCAGCGACACAGAGACGUCCACCAUCUGGGACGACGAGGCAGUGGAGACGGACUGGGACAGGGACGCGGGCCAAACACCGGCCUGAGCAGGAAACUGAGGAGCCUGGGUUUCGACAUGCGGGUUCCUCGUGGUGUACGUGGAGACACGCCUCAACUCUGCCGGUGGAGAUGGAGAUGGACCCACACAAGUUAAG